GAUUCAUAAUAGUUUGAGUGUCCCCGCCCUUCUUCCCGUACAGAGUCUUUCAAACUCAGCUGUCUUAAACGACAUUGGCGCGGUACUCUGAUAUGAAUAGAUCAGAUCAAUCGACUGUUCCGGCUAAUCACGAAUCGAAGGGGAAUGGGAGAAAGCUUUUAGUUCGCCUUCAUUCCAUAGCUACUUAGUACCUCGGAUCCCUUCUCCUUUGAGAACUACCACUACCACUAAAGACUGUUGGAUCACUCAUCAAUGUCAUCAGCUUCAAAUGAUGGCUUUGGGGAAGCCUUGGAUGACACUGACACCGAGAGGAAAAGGGUUCUUGAUGGCCGGCCUACGAGGUUCGGAACUAAACUCCCUCUGAUCUUUGCCAUUCACCCGCUGACUUGAAGUUCCGUGCUUGCUUCUUUCAUAAAGUAAUCUAGUCUGUCUUUAACAAAGUCAAGGUCAAGCGAUUAUCUCUCUUCAAAUGGCGUUUCCCAAUGCAUGCCGUUAGACCUCAUAGAGAAAUAGCUUAGAUAAUCUCCAGCUCGUGCAUCUUUUCCAUAGGGUGAAUUUCUGGAUAUCAAGGCUGGGAACUUCCCUUCUUCAGACGAGUGCCCGCUUGUCUCUGUUGCUUUUGCGCCAGCUGUCUUUCAAGGUUCAUUGAGUCAGCUCGGGAGCUAGGUUCAGAUUAGGAGACCAGUAGUACAAGAUCCUUGCUUCUUUUGUUCUCUUUCCUCGGGCAUGAACUCUGAGGUCAAUCAGAUCUGCUUUGAGUGCGCUUUCCUUUUUCUCUCUUUUUCUUGCUGCUGUUCGAUUGCUUUUUGUUCAUUCUUAUUGUUUUCUCUCUUGAAAAAACUUUGUUUGGCUGG
Messenger RNA from Rubroshorea leprosula, 854 nucleotides. The record is from the annotation of a GenBank genome assembly. Lineage: Eukaryota; Viridiplantae; Streptophyta; Magnoliopsida; Malvales; Dipterocarpaceae.